This is a messenger RNA of Rhipicephalus microplus (southern cattle tick), 868 nucleotides long. RefSeq names its product protein FAM210B, mitochondrial. The record is from RefSeq and is a predicted model, not a curated record. NCBI's taxonomy places the organism in Eukaryota, Metazoa, Arthropoda, Arachnida, Ixodida, Ixodidae. Gene Ontology annotation, cellular component: mitochondrion.
AUGAGUGACACAGCGGACGACGUGAGAUGGAUCAGCCGCCUUCCCAGAUUUCCGCCUCCGGCGAAGCAGCGCAGCGCAAGGUUUUACUUUACGCCGGAGGUGGACAUUUUUCUUUUACGGGAGGUGCUGGCCGUCAACCCUUUUGAGGAUAGUUCGAGAUGGGGCGCCAUCGCUCGCAACUUAUCGGCGGUGUUGCUGAGGAAUGUUCUUGCCCGGAGCCUUCGGGACCGCCUCGAUUUGUUGCUCGCGCAGUUCGCCGCGCGCGACAGAGAAAAUCUAAGAAGAUCUGGAACAGAAGAAGAAUAUAAUGAAAAAGAGAGGCUGCUGGCAGAGGUAUACCACUUAGCACAGAACAGUGGGUACUGCUUAAAAGGUAGUGCCGUAAGGAAAGUUGCAGCUGCAGCAAAACAGCAGCUGAAGCAGGAGCAAGCAAAAUUGGAGCGCCCACCUACAGAAAAGAAAAUAGCUGCAGCAAUCCGAGACCUAGGCGCCUCAGAAUUUGAAGCAACUGGAAGGCAGUGGAUGUCUGUGGAUGAGGACGUACUGUCUUCGCAUGAUGAAGACAACAUGUGGUACACAAACGUCUAUGACCUGGGGGAGGCCCAAGCUUCAGCUACCUGUGAUGACUGCGAGGUGCUGGCAUCAGUUCCACAACUACCCGCCAGCACCUUGGAAAAAGGCGUGAGGAUCGCCACUUGCAGUUUUUCGAAAAAAGGCUGCAACAUGAGAAAGGGGCCUGGAGCAGGGAUAGAGAAAUGGAAAAAGAGCGGUUGGCCCUAGAAAGGGAACGCCUUGCAGUCGAGGACCGCCGCAUCACUUUAGAACAAGAAAGGCUCACCUUGGACAGAGAGGUAUUUCUCCAAAAAAA